CAGCGCCGAGCGCAAGCCGAUAUCCCAGUCAAUCGUGUUCGCAUACUUAGAGUGCUAAACACGGCGACUGAGCCUUCCAGGAAUCAGACAGAGCCGUCAACCGUCUUCCUACGACCCGAAUCCACCCUCCGCCGUGCCGCCGUAACUCGAAAAGCAUGUCCCGGUAGCAAUGCUAGCGCUUUGGUCCCGGGCAGCGCGAAACCCGGGUACCUGUAGAUGCAUAUCAUGCGUCUCCAAUGCCUCCGCCGUCGGCAGCCGAGCCGGCGUAGCCGUCAAGGGGCCUUGGGCUUUCGGAACCCCAACAUCGACCUUUUUCUACACUGCUAUAUUCGCCGCCGGCAUUGCGAUUGACGCAACAGUGAAGCGCAACAGGAACGAGCAAUGGGAUGCGGCUUUUGCGCUUCUGCGCGAAGAAAUGAGCCAGCCGGCCACGAGGCGGAGGAAACAGCUGGUUGAUGAUGAGCAACACCAUAGCAUGGGCAGCGCAGACUUCAGACCAGUUGAAGAGCUAUUCCCAGAGGGUGUGCCUUGGGACAUAAUAUAUCGGUCAUCGGGGACGCAAUUGGUCGACGACCGAGCCUCUCAUAAUCUUCAGUCCGAUUUCGAUCUCGAGCACAUUUCGGAGAGCUUGUGGGGCCUGUUGCCCUUCGACUCAAGAUUUCCUGGAACGCCGGCCCUGGAAUGGCCUGCAAAUUCCGGCCGCGAUCUCGUCAAGCACUACCUGCCACCUCAAUCCCUGUGGUCGCCGGAGCACAUGCGUUGGACAGCUAUACGCAAAAGACAGACGUGGAAGAAAUUGGCAAUUCAAGAGCUUUCGGUGGGCAUGCUCAUCUAUGCCUUGCUCGAGCAUGCCAAUGUUUCUCGGCUGCCACAAGAUGCCUUGGCAUCGCUGUCGCCACAUAUUAGAACAGUGGCUUUACUAGACGAAAGGUCGAACAAGAGCAGUCGGCGCGAGAUUCUCGAAACCGUUGAGAAACUUCAAGCGCUUCCCGUAGAUGCUUCGGCUGAGCAGAUCACCAAUGCCAAAGUCCACCCGAACAGGCCUGCAAUACCGCAAUACUAUCAGGACAGCGACGGUGACUAUCACCAUAUCUGCCAGCAAAUGAACACAGCCAUCAAGUACCUCCUGAAGGGGAGCGAGGACCCGGUAAAGAAUGAUGACCAAGUAGCUGCAGCUGCCGCCAAACUUUGUCACAAUCUUCUGGUGUCUUCAGCAGCGCCCGACCUUCAAACCUUCAAUAUCUUGAUUUCUGGUUUCAAGCGAUGGAGACGUCCAAACCUAAUCGACGAUGUCAUCGCCGCGCUCUACGCAUGCAAAAUCCGCCCGAAUGAGAUCACUUGCGCUGCCAUUCUCGACCACUUCAUCCAAACAAACCGUCCUGACAGCUUCAGUCGAUUUGUGGCCAAGAUGAGAGGUGCCGAUGACGCUCUCAUGUUAGCUAAUCCGGAAAUCACAAUCAAUGAGAAAGGGCAAGACCGCCUCAUCCGCGUCAAUGAGACCAAAGUCUACCAGAAGGUCCAUCCAACGCCUAUGGUCUUCAACGCCCUCAUGCUCGGCGUGCUCAAAUUCGCCGGGUUCGAGCGCGCUCUAGAGAUCUAUUACGAGAUGAAAGAAGACGGCUGGGGCCUCGAUGUCCUGGGGCUCGCCCACUUCCUGGACGACUGCAUUAAUCGAGUUGACUGGCACGGCGGCCUCUUCAUCUGGGAAGAAAUAAGCAGCAUCAGGCGCCGCGUUCAGCCUAGCCAUAUGGCCAUAGCAUAUUCCAAAAUGCUGAGCCUGUGCUCCGUCACGGGUAACACGGUCGCUUUCAAUCGCGUAUUGAACGAAGUUGUCCGGCGCGGAUUUGAUCGGCAAAGGGUUCUGAGAUCGGCCAUGAAGCUGACGCACAUUGCACAGAAUAAGCCAGACUCUUUGGCUCCUGCUUGGACGGCGGAUAAUCUGCUUAUUGCUGUAUCGGGAUACGUAGGGGAUGGUACUUCUUCAGAACCAGAGGGGGGUCCACUCGAAGGAGCCGAUCCGUUUCAACCAAUGCCGGAGAGCGAGGCCACAAAGUCCGAAGACCCAAUAUUCAAAGAUCCCGACGAAACGUGGGCAACAUGGAUGGAGCAUGAACUUGGAGAACCGCUGAGAAAGAGCCCUUGAAAACAUGCUGCGUCCAAUGAGGUUGUCUACAGCGAGAAGCUGAGAACCGCCGGUCAAUGAAGCCUAGGGGUCCUUGAGGUAGUCUC
Molecule: messenger RNA, 2229 nt
Organism: Trematosphaeria pertusa
Lineage: Eukaryota; Fungi; Ascomycota; Dothideomycetes; Pleosporales; Trematosphaeriaceae
Exons: 1
Coding region: 170-2143 (657 amino acids)
Molecular function (GO): protein binding
Source: RefSeq, a predicted model, not a curated record